Aphanomyces invadans is the source of this 1914-nucleotide messenger RNA. RefSeq lists its product as hypothetical. The transcript is spliced from 11 exons. Lineage: Eukaryota; Oomycota; Saprolegniomycetes; Saprolegniales; Verrucalvaceae. The record is from RefSeq and is a predicted model, not a curated record. Bases 1 to 1914 code for a protein of 637 amino acids.
AUGAUAGACGACACGCAGCAGCGCCGGCCGCGGUCAGAGGGCCACCUCGUCGCGCGGUCUGCCACGAGGCAGCCCUCGAGUCCAAUGCACCGACCGAAGACGACUCCGAAGCUGCGCAUACAGCGCGUUCUGUCACAGUCAUCGUUGCCUUCAAAGGUUUCCACCACGGGCGGCAGCAGCGAGCUGUUUUGCAUGACCAAACUGUCCGAUUCGCCGCCCAAGCCCCCUGCUUUGGAGAACGACGGAGACUCGCCAACCUCCGACAACAACUCGAACGACGACGUUUGCGUCACGGCCAGGGAAUCCGACGUCGACAUUGCUUCCCCGCCAGCCAUGUUGAGCUCAGGGACAGACCAGGAUGGCACUGGCGACAGCCCACCCGGCGGUGCCCCAGCAAGGUGUCAAAUCCAGCCAAGACAAUGCAGUUCCUACGACAUGGCCCCGCCCCCUGUGUCGACGCCACCAACACAUAUGAACGCCGCCGCGGAGUCCACAAGCGACCAAGGCAUGCCAGAAGCGCCAGUUGCCAUGCCAGAAGCGCCAGUUGAACUACCCCCCACAGACGAGAGCUGCGACGCAGAACGCCCCAGCAAUGGAAUGCAUGCAAAGUGGUGCGAUCAAAUGGAAAAGGCCCAAACCAUGCGGGAUAAAAUGCAGAGCGACCUGGCAGAGUACCUGGCCUCAUUAGCUACCAAGCAUGACGACGAUGGGUCGUCCCUCGUGACCUUUCCAGACAACUACGACACCGUGUUAAACCUCAUGACGAAGGCUGACUUGGCCCCUGCAGCUCCGACUUGGUCCAAAGCUCUGCUUCAGGACGGACUGACGAAGAAACAAGCGCAUGGCGUGAUUCCAGGCGAAGCAGCUGACGGAGAGGGCGACCUCAACAUCAAGAUCGCGCACGGGAUAGCCUUGAUCAGGCAACUCGACGCCAAGCUGGACGACCUUGACCAGAAGCUUAACAAACCCACACGAACGAAGCAGUUCAUGGCGGCGCCAGCCGUGCCGCCGAAGAAAACAACGAGUGCACAGCGCAUCAAGGACAAGGUCGAAGCCGCCAAAACCCUCGGCGACGCGCCAGACUUCAUCUCUCGAAACAAAGAAAUGAAGGAAGCCGGGACAAGCUUGACCAAGUCAGAGGCGACGCGGGUCGAAGCGCUUCUAGGACAUGGAGAAGCGAUCACGGAUGAACUGGCCGAGGCAGCGUCGAAUCCGUUCGAUGUUGUGCACAACGAUCACGUGGACAGGAUCGAGGAAUCGCUCCGGGAAUUGCAAGCGAAGCGGGCGACGACGCCAGUCGAUGGCGUCAUGACGUUUGGGUCAGUGGCAUCGGUGGUGCCGUUGCUGGCUGGCAUGCCAUCCAUGGCACACCUCAAUGCGACGCAGCGCCUGGCUGCCAUCGAUUGCGCGCUGCUGUCUUUUCGAGACGAAGACGCGAUCGGCGUCAUGGCAAGUGGCGUCGACGAUGACGCCAAGUCGGUACGGAGCGAAGUGAGCCGGAGCAGCAGCGUCUGGUCACGGGCUUCCACCCGCACUGUGAGCAAGAGGGACAUCCAGUCCAUCGCGGCCCAAGCCAAGCUCGAAAUCCCAGACGCCGAAAAGGCCCCGCGAGAUGCCAUCAACCAGCUGUUGGCCACAUUGUCUGGCAUCACGAUUGAGCUCGCCGACGACGAAGUCUGCGAUGAACAUCCACAAGAAAACGAAUCCAAUCCUUCCCCGCCACACCGACCGCCAGAAGACGAACCAGCAACAGAGAAAUCGAGCCGCGGCUUGAGCCAACACGGGCGAAAACGACCGACCAAGCCAACGACGUUGCAGGCCUCCGCCACGUCCUCUUUCAGCCACUUGUUCACGCUGCCGUUUGAGCCAGCAGGGCCUUCUAGGAAACAACUCGCGCACACGAAUUUUCGAUAG